GCUGAUGUCUCAUAUCAUCUCUGACGUUGUUAACACCGUCUCCGAUUUUUUCCCCGUGAAGCGAUUUGCCGCACUCUUUCCAGCUGUUGCCACGUCACCGACAAUCGAAUCAGUAAUCUCCCCACCAAGUGUCGAUAUGUCUCCAAUUAUUCGUCUGGCUGGCCUCUCGGGAGCUGUUGCCAUUUCUCUUGGAGCCUACGGAUCUCAUGUUCUCCGUGACAAUCCAUCAAUCGAUGAACGUCGGCGAACCGCUUUCGACACGGCUUCUCGUUAUCACUUGAUCCACUCCCUGGCUCUUCUUGCGUCUCCAGCUGCUCGAUUCCCACUUGUAACUGCUGGCCUUUUCACUGCUGGAAUCACUCUAUUCUGUGGUCCUUGCUAUCAUUAUAGCAUUUCUGGAGUCGAGACAACCAGGAAAUACACUCCAAUUGGUGGAGUUACCCUCAUUAUCGCUUGGCUCUCAUUCAUUCUAUAAUUUAUUAUAUUCCCAUACCUUCAUUGUACAAUUUGUCAUCUAUUCUACCAGUGUCUACCAGUGAAUAAACUGCUUAAUUCUUGUAA
Molecule: messenger RNA, 561 nt
Organism: Caenorhabditis elegans
Lineage: Eukaryota; Metazoa; Nematoda; Chromadorea; Rhabditida; Rhabditidae
Gene: Y106G6H.8
Product: Transmembrane protein 256 homolog
Exons: 3
Coding region: 5-475 (156 amino acids)
Cellular component (GO): membrane
Source: RefSeq, marked reviewed